Acanthosepion pharaonis is the source of this 624-nucleotide messenger RNA. NCBI's taxonomy places the organism in Eukaryota, Metazoa, Mollusca, Cephalopoda, Sepiida, Sepiidae. The record is from the annotation of a GenBank genome assembly.
AUGGACUAUCUAUUUAUGUAUCUAUCUAUAAUCUAUCUAUCAUCUAUCUAUCUUUCAAUAUUUUCUAUCUAUCUAUCUAUCUAUCUAUCUAUUAUCUAUCUAUUUUCUUUCAUAUCUAAUAUUCAUCUAUCUAUCUAUCUAUUUUAUCUAUCUAUCUAUCUAUCUAUCUAUCUAUCAUCAAUCUAUCUAUCUAUCUUUCUAUCUAUCCAUAUCUAUUUAAUCAUUCAUUCUAUCUACAGAAAUAUCUAUCUAUCUAUCUUUAUCAGACUUUCAUCUAUUCUAUCUAUAAAUCUCUAUCUAUCAUAUAUCUAUUAUUUAUCUAUCUCUUUCUAUCUAUCUGUUCUAUCUAUCUAUCUAUUUAUAUAUAUAUAUAUUUAUCUUUAUAUCUAUCUAUAUAUCUAUCUUAUCUAUUCUAUAUUGUAUCUAUCUUCUAUCUAUCUAUCUAUCUAUCUAUCUCUAUAUCUAUCUAAAUAUAAAAAAAAAUAUCUAUCUAAACUAUCUAUCUAUCUAUCUAUUGGAUCUAAUCUAUCUAUAUCCAAAUCUAAAAUUAUCACAUCUAUCUUUCCUAUCUAUCUAUCUAUCUAUCUAUCUAUCUAUCUAUCUAAAAAUCAAUUAUCAUUAUAA